AACGUCCGCUACGACCCUUGCAGGUCGGCUGACAUCGCCUUGGUGGCUGGCGGCAACCGGAAGCGCUGGAUCAUUGCCACGGAGAACAUGCAGCCGGGGGACAUCAUCAAGAACUCCUCUCACAUUGGCAGGAUGGCAGUGUCAGCUAACGAAGGAGAUGCCUACCCGCUGGGGGCUCUGCCCGUCGGCACGCUGAUCUGCAACCUGGAGAGCCACCCUGGGAAGGGAGCGCAGUACAUCCGGGCAGCUGGGACUUGUGGGGUGCUGCUGAGGAAAGUGAACGGAACGGCCAUUGUGCAGCUGCCCUCCAAGAGGCAUAUGCAGGUGCUGGAGACCUGUGUGGCCACAGUGGGCCGUGUGUCCAACAUUGACCACAACAAGCGGGUGAUCGGGAAGGCGGGCCGGAACCGCUGGCUGGGCAAGCGCCCACACACGGGCUUG
Leptosomus discolor (cuckoo roller) is the source of this 441-nucleotide messenger RNA. Lineage: Eukaryota; Metazoa; Chordata; Aves; Leptosomiformes; Leptosomidae. The record is from RefSeq and is a predicted model, not a curated record.